AUCGACGAAUACCCGUCCGCCAAACAGGUUCUUGGCUCGUGCUUGCGUCACUGCCUCCAUAUAUGGGGUGAGUGCCCGGCGCGAGUGUCGCUCCGCGGAACGGGCGCCGGCGGCUCGCUCAGUGAAUGGGAGGUCCGUGGCGGGGUCGGUGUCGCGCCGCGAAACGGAGAGCCGGCGUGAUACGGCCGAAGUGACCCAUGUGAUUUGGAUUUUCACAGCAGGAGUCCACUGUAGCCAGCGGCACCGCCUCCACGCUCCGCCACCAUGGGGAAGGACUACUACAAAACGCUGGGCAUCGCCCGCAACGCCACAGACGAGGAGAUCCGCAAGGCCUAUCGCAAGAUGGCGCUCAAACACCAUCCGGACAAGAACAAGGCACCCGGCGCAGAGGAGAAGUUCAAGGACAUCGCCGAGGCGUACGAAGUGCUCAGCGACAAGAAAAAGAAGGACGUUUACGAUAGGUACGGCGAGGAGGGCCUCAAGGGUAACAUGGGUGGUGGCGGCGGCGGCGGCGGCGGAGGCGCGCCCAACUUCACAUACACGUUCCAUGGAGACCCGCGCGCCACAUUCGCACAGUUUUUCGGGACCAACAACCCUUUCGAGUCGUUCUUUUCGUCCGGUAUGGGCCCAGGCGGUGGUCUGGGCGGUCGGGUGUUCUUUGACGAGGAGAUGGAGGACGGUGGACUGCCGCACUUCGGCAUGGGCUCGCGGCCGGGUGCCUUCCGCUCGCAGUCGUUCAACACGGGCCCGUCGAAGCCGCGUACCAAGCAGCAGGACCCGGCCGUCGAGCACGACCUGUAUGUCACACUGGACGACAUCGCGCGCGGCUGCACAAAGAAGAUGAAAAUCUCUCGCAAGGUGAUGAACCCAGACGGAGUGACGUCGCGUCGCGAAGACAAGGUGCUCACCAUCAACGUCAAGCCCGGAUGGAAGGCCGGCACUCGGAUCACCUUCCAGCGGGAGGGCGACCAGGGGCAGGGCAAGAUCCCGGCAGACAUCGUCUUCAUCAUCCGCGACAAGCCCCACCCGCUGUUCAAGCGCGAGGGCAGUGACAUCCGCUACACGUGCAAGAUUAGCUUGCGGGAAGCGCUGUGUGGCACGGUGGUCGAAAUUCCCGUGCUGCAGGGCGAGGGCAUCCCGCUCGACCUGACGCGCGAAAUCGUCAAACCCAAGACGACAAAGCGCCUGCAGGGCCGCGGUCUGCCUCACCCGAAGGAGCCGAGCCGGCGGGGCGACCUGAUCGUCACGUUCGACAUCAAAUUCCCCGAGGUACUGUCGACCAGCGCCAAGGAGAUCCUGAGCAGCGUGCUAUGACUGGCCGACGCCUACGUGUGGCGUCCGUACGUAGCGCUCAUCAGCGGCGCCCUCUUCCCCGAGGAGCGCGGACUCGAGGAGUGGGAGGACGAGGACGAGGACGAGCAGGAGGACGCGCCGGGGGAGGAGCCUCUGCAGGAGGCCGGCUGGCCGUGGUGACGCCGCCCCCGAGCGGACCGUCCGCGCGCCGGCCGCCGGCGCCGGCCCGCGGCCCGCGCGGCGCGUUGUAGUGCCUCGUUUCACGUUCAUUGGGCGGCCGGUGGCCCCGGUCGGUUGCGAAUCAACUCCUCACCGUCACCAAUAGCCGCGCGCCCCUGCCGCGGGAGGGAGCGCGCCCGGGCCGCGCGCACCGCGCCCGCCCGCCCGCCGCGGAUCGCAGACAGUGACAAUAAUUGACUCUACUUGUUAUGUGCUCGUAUUGCGUAGAUAUUUAACUCGUGACAGGUUGUUGGCUUGUGCAGGCUUGAUCCGUUGUGACGUGACUGGGUAAGUGAUGACCUACCAUAAACGCUUCGUUUGUGCCUCAGACGACGGUAUCUAACUCGGGCAAAUGAUCUGCGAAGGCUGUGUGACUUACGUUUAAAAUAUAUUCGGUAUAUCGCC
Molecule: messenger RNA, 1917 nt
Organism: Amphibalanus amphitrite
Lineage: Eukaryota; Metazoa; Arthropoda; Thecostraca; Balanomorpha; Balanidae
Product: dnaJ protein homolog 1-like
Exons: 2
Coding region: 265-1314 (349 amino acids)
Biological process (GO): negative regulation of transcription by RNA polymerase II
Cellular component (GO): cytosol
Molecular function (GO): protein-folding chaperone binding
Source: RefSeq, a predicted model, not a curated record